CACACACACACACUUGAAUCUGUACAAUGAAACCGGCGGACUUCGGGACCACACGGAUAGUGGGGAAGUCAGUCAUAUGACAUAAAGUGUUAAACUAAAAGAGAAGCGCUGUAUACAGCAUCAUACACACACACACAGUACAUGUUAUUUACAGGGGUUUUUAUAACAGAUAUGGCGCUACAGGCAAUUUGUGUGUGUGUGUUUAUCACUCCGGUAAUAAUCAGUGUCGCGGCCCAGCGCUCCUUCUCUGUAGACUACAGUGGUGAGUGUUUCCUGAAGGAUGGACGCUGUUUCCGCUACGUCUCUGGAAGUGUUCAUUACUCUCGAGUCCCGCGCUGCUACUGGAGAGACAGACUGCUCAAAAUGUACAUGAGCGGCCUGAACGCUAUUCAGGUCUACAUUCCCUGGAACUUCCAUGAGCCGGAGCAGGGUGUGUACAGCUUUGAGGGAGACCGAGAUGUAGAACAUUUCCUCCAUCUAGCUAAUGAAACGGGUCUGCUGGUGAUCCUGAGGCCCGGGCCCUACAUCUGCGCUGAGUGGGAGAUGGGAGGCCUGCCUGCAUGGCUGCUCCACAACCCUAACAUUAUCCUGCGUUCAGCAGAUUCAGAGUACAUGAAGGCUGUAGGUGAUUGGUUGGCAGUGCUGCUCAGUAAAAUGCGCCCCUGGCUCUAUCAGAACGGAGGGAACAUCAUCAGUGUGCAGGUGGAAAAUGAGUAUGGCAGUUACUUUGCAUGUGAUCAUAACUACAUGCGAGCUCUUCGGUUGUUGUUCCGGAACUUUCUCGGAGACGAUGUGGUUCUGUUCACCACUGACGGGAACACAGACAAGGAGCUGGUCUGUGGGAGCCUGCAAGGGCUGUAUGCUACAAUCGACUUCGGCACUGACACUAAUGUCACUGAUGCGUUUCUUCGCCAACGUAGAUUUGAGCCCAAAGGCCCUUUGGUGAACUCUGAGUUUUACACAGGUUGGCUAGAUCACUGGGGAGAGAAGCACGCCUCUGUCAGCACACAGAGUGUCAGUAAGAUGUUGAGAGAGAUGAUGAGCAGAGGCGCUAACGUUAACAUGUACAUGUUUGAAGGAGGGACAAAUUUUGGUUACUGGAACGGAGCGGAUCAUGAUACACGAUUCCGCCCUGUAGUGACGAGUUACGAUUACGAUGCUCCAUUAUCAGAAGCUGGAGAUCCGACUGACAAACUGCUGGCCAUUAGAGAAGUCAUUAAAGAUUUCCAUGAUGUUCCGGUUGGACCGAUACCUCCAGCUGUACCAAAGAUGGCAUACGGUUUUGUGAUGCUACAAAAGAUCAGUGAUGUUGGUGAGCUGCUGGACAUUUUAUCACCUCAGGGUCCGAUCACUUCUUUAAAGACACUAACAUUUGAGGAGGUCAAGCAUUAUUAUGGAUAUGUGCUGUAUCGGACACGACUGCCACGGAACCUUCCAGAUCAAACACCACUGAUCUCUCCACUGAACGGCAUCCACGACCGCGCCUACGUCUCUGUCAACGGGGUGUAUCUGGGUGUGAUGGAGAGAGACAUGAUGCUGGUGAUAAAUGUGACUGGGCGUAAGGGAGAUCUGUUGGACCUGUUAGUGGAGAACAUGGGCAGAGUGAACUUUGGCCCCAAAAUCAAUGACUACAAGGGCAUUCUGGGAAAUCUGAUCCUGGGUAACGACGUCCUCUCUGACUGGCUGAUUUUUACGUUGGAUAUUGAUGGAGUGAUAGCGCAUGGAUGGCCACAGUCAGGAUGGAGGUCAGAUGGGAUAGUGGAAGGAGAUACUGGACCUAGUUUUUAUUCUGGCACUUUAAAACCCAAUGGAGUCUCCAGAGACACCUUCAUCAAACUCAGCGGCUGGACCAAGGGUCAGGUGUUUAUUAAUGGAUUUAAUGUGGGCCGGUUUUGGUCCCAACGUGGUCCUCAGCACACGUUGUAUGUUCCUGCCUCAUUAAUCAGCGACUCCACAAUUAACAACAUUACUGUGCUGGAGCUGGAGCGAGCAGCCAAUCACAGACGAGUGGUGUUUACAGACCGCCCACAACUCGACAACAUGGCUGUGUGACACACACACACACACACACACACACACACACAUAAUAAUAAAAGAUACACACAAA
Silurus meridionalis is the source of this 2107-nucleotide messenger RNA. It is a transcript of the gene glb1l, whose product is annotated as galactosidase, beta 1-like. Gene Ontology annotation, molecular function: beta-galactosidase activity. The transcript is spliced from 16 exons. Lineage: Eukaryota; Metazoa; Chordata; Actinopteri; Siluriformes; Siluridae. The record is from RefSeq and is a predicted model, not a curated record. Gene Ontology annotation, biological process: carbohydrate metabolic process. Gene Ontology annotation, cellular component: vacuole. The coding region runs from base 142 to 2052 and encodes 636 amino acids.